UUUUCUUUUUUUUUCUUUUUCUCUUUCUUUUUCCUUUUUUUUCUUUCUUUCUUUCUUUUUUUUUCUUUCCUGCUUUGAAAAAUUUUUCUGCCAGCCGUCCUCCGCACGGGGGGUCUUCAGUCUGUCCGUCUGUCUGUCUGCCAGGCUGGCUUUCCCCCACCACCGCCACCUCUUUCCCACGGAGCCCGAGCCGGGCGCCGGGUGGGGAGUGGGGAGUGGGUGGGGGGAGCCAGCGGAGUUCCAUUUUGGAACGCUCGCGCCCGGUCUCCGCGUUCCCAGCCCGGGUCCCCGCGUUCCCAGCCCCGGCACAGGCCUCCAUGCACUGGCUGCUCUGGGACUCCCACUGCAAGAUUCCCAGGAUGUAAGCAACAUGCAACAGACACUGAUAUGAAGCUGCCUGGUGUGCCCAGUGAUUGCUACAGUUGCGAUUUUCUGUGCUGAAAUCAUUCUGCACACUCAAACGGAGGACUUCAGCCUUCCAGGGAAGCCAAAGGCACUGGGGAGGGAAUUAAGCCAAAAGCCGAGAGACUCGCUGUUCUGUCCCUACCCACUCCAAAAAGAAGCCAUUGGUCGGUCACAGGCAGGCAGCAUGGCAAGCAAACGGAAAUCAACAACUCCGUGUAUGGUUCGGACAUCACAAGUAGUAGAACAAGGUGUGCUGGAGGAAGCAGACAGGGCCAAAGACAAAGGAACGGGCAUGCCGCAGUCCGACGUGACCAAGGACAACUGGGCAACAGAACCCGAAAACUCGUCCAAAGAAAAUGAAGUGGUAGAGCUGAAAUCUAUGGGGGAAAGCCAGUCCAAAAAACUCCAGGGCGGUUAUGAGUGCAAAUAUUGCCCUUAUUCCACACAAAAUCUGAACGAGUUCACGGAACACGUGGACAUGCAGCACCCCAACGUGAUUCUCAACCCCCUCUACGUGUGUGCCGAAUGUAACUUCACAACCAAAAAAUAUGACUCCUUGUCUGACCACAACUCCAAGUUCCAUCCCGGGGAGGCCAACUUCAAGCUGAAACUGAUCAAGCGCAAUAAUCAGACAGUUCUGGAACAGUCCAUCGAAGCCACCAACCAUGUGUCCAUGGCCGCCAGCGGUCCUGGAAGUGGUGACAACGACCCUGGGGUCUCAGUGGGUAAGACCCCCGUGAUGAAGACAGGAAAACUGAAGGGAGAUGCCAAAAAAGUGCCCAAGAAGCCUGAUGAGGCUGCCCCGGACAACCACAUGGAAGGGACUGCCCGCCUGGUGACAGACACGGCUGAGAUCCUGUCCAGGCUUGGAAGUGUGGAGCUCCUUCAAGAUUCACUGGGACACGUCAUGCCUUCUGUACAGCUUCCACCAAAUAUCAACCUUGUCCCCAAGGUCCCCGUCCCGCUGAAUACUACCAAAUACAACUCUGCCCUGGACACAAAUGCCACCAUGAUCAACUCCUUUAACAAAUUCCCUUACCCCACCCAGGCUGAGCUCUCCUGGCUGACCGCUGCCUCCAAACACCCAGAGGAGCACAUCAGAAUCUGGUUCGCCACCCAGCGCUUAAAGCACGGCAUCAGCUGGUCCCCAGAGGAGGUGGAGGAGGCCCGGAAGAAGAUGUUCAAUGGCACCAUUCAGUCAGUACCCCCGACUAUCACUGUGCUUCCUGCUCAGCUGGCCCCGACAAAAGUGUCGCAGCCCAUUUUACAGACGGCCCUUCCAUGCCAGAUCCUUGGCCAGCCCAGCCUGGUGCUGACUCAAGUGACCAGUGGGCCAACAACGGUCUCUUGCUCUCCCAUCACACUUGCCGUGGCUGGGGUGACCAACCAUGGCCAGAAGAGACCUUUGGUGACUCCUCAAGCUGCCCCUGAGCCGAAGCGCCCACACAUCACCCAGGUGCCAGAACCCCCACCCAAGGUGGCCAACACCCCGCUCAGCACCCCGGCUAGCGACCGCAAGAAGACCAAACUGCAGAUCGCGCACCUCAAGGCCAGCUUCUUGCAGAGCCAGUUCCCCGACGACGCUGAGGUCUACCGGCUCAUCGAGGUGACAGGCCUUGCCAGGAGCGAAAUCAAGAAGUGGUUCAGUGACCAUCGGUACCGGUGUCAGAGGGGCAUCGUCCACAUCACCAGCGAAUCCCUUGCCAAAGACCAGAUGGCCAUUACCAGCAACCGACACGGUCGCACCUACCACAUAUACCCAGACUUUGGCCCCCAGAAAUUCAAAGAGAAAAGCCAGGGGCAGUUGAAAACUCUGGAAGACAGCUUUCUGAAAAGCUCUUUCCCCACCCAGGCGGAGGUGGAGCGGCUGAGGGUGGACACCAAGCUGAGCAGGAGGGAAAUCGACUCCUGGUUCUCAGAGAGACGGAAGCUUCGAGACACCAUGGAACAGGCUGUCUUGGAUUCCAUGGGGCCUGGCAAAAAAGGCUCAGAUGGGGUAGCCCCCAAUGGUGCUCUAUCUCGGCUUGACCAGCUCUCUGGUGGCCAGUUAGCCGGUUCUCUGCCCAGCCCUUCAUCAGCGAUCAUACAAAAUCAAGAACAGAUUCACCUGCUUAGGAGCACUUUUGCGAGAACCCAGUGGCCCACUCCUCAGGAGUACGACCAGUUAGCUGCCAAGACCGGCCUGGUCCGAACUGAGAUUGUGCGCUGGUUCAAGGAGAACCGAUGCUUACUAAAAACUGGAACCUUGAGCUGGCUGGAACAGUACCAGCGGCAUCACCUGGCAGAUGACCAUGGCCACGAUGCUGUGUCAAGAAGAGUGGUAAAACAAGUGGCUGAGAGCCCAAAGAAUGGGAGCGAGGUGGCUCACCAGUAUGCCAAGGACCCCAAAGCACUCUGCGAGGAGAACUCCGAGAAGCUGGUCCCCAGGGUAAAAGCGGGUGGCGAGCAAGCCAAGGACUGUUUGGCAGGCAAGCCCUCAGAGGCCACCUCAGACAGGUCCGAGGGCAGCAGCCGAGACGGCCAAGGCAGUGAGGAAAACGAGGAGUCGAGCAUUGUGGACUUUGUGGAGGUGACGGUCGGAGAGGAGGAUGCCAUCUCAGAGAAAUGGGGUAGCUGGAGUCAGAGAGUGGCAGAAGGCACAGCGGAGCGCGCGGACUCCGACUCGGACAGCACCCCUGCGGAGGCUGGCCAAGCCUAGACAGGGCACUUGGUCUGAACCGCUGCACUGACAAAGGGGAAGCUCUGCUUUGAAGAAAGAAGAAAGCCCCGCCCCCAGCGGCUGGGGGCCACCUCACCAGCGACUCUGAGUGGAAGCGCUUCAGCGGUGUGUGCCUGGAGGCCACGGCAACUCCGGAGCUCUCAGUGUCCCUCCCAGAAGCUGGGUGGGAAUUGUUCAUAGUGCCAAAGUCCUACUACUGCGUUUUCAAUGGGUCCCUGUACAUAGUCUCUGCCUUGGCCCCGCCUCUUGCUUUACUGGAACUGAUUUAUAUGAUGUGGGAAUUUUGUUACCUUUUUAAUCGAGGGCAACUUCCUUUUUCCAGCACUUACAUGGUAAGGUGUUUGCUUUUUUUUUUUUUUUUUUUUUCUCCCCGGAAGGAGGGCUAACCACAUUGCUUUUCUCUUUUUUUCUUAUAAUUUUAUUAACGAGAGGGAGGACACGUUAGUGCCACUGUAGCUACUGGAUUUUAGGUAGGAGAAAAAAAAAUUUUAAGGUAAUUUGACAUUUGGGAGAUGUCUGGGUGGGAAGGGCUGGGGUUGGUUCUCUGGCUCGAAGUGGACCAGGUUCACAGAUAGCAGACCUUCUGCAUCAAGCCCAUUCCCCUUUCCCCCAUGGAACAGACCCUGCCUCUGUUCCAUGUAAAGAGGUGGGUCUGUCUGGCUUCCCAACUGCUUUGGAUAAUUGGGGAACAGGUGUCCGCCCUCUUGACAAAUCAUUUUUAAAAUACCAGCAGAAAGGGCUCCCUCGAUGGAUGAUGCUAUUGUUAUCCUUAGAAAAUUAAAAGAGAGAGUGGUCUUCCUGUCUAGAUGGUACAAAGGUAAACAUCUCUGGUUUUCUUCUCUUCCUCACUGCCUUUCCUUGGUGUGGCAUUUGACAAGAUUUCAGCCUGAAGCCUCACUAUGAAUUUUUUGUUGUUGUUCGUGUGUGUGUGUGUGUGUGUGUGUGUGUGUGUGUUGGGCCAAUUUUAGAUACCUGAGUGCACUUUUUUUUUAGUUAGUCCUAACUUUUAAAGAAGGAAAGCCAAGACAUAUAUCUCAUGUAAAUGUCGCAACAUGGAUUCUGUUUGCUGUCCUUGUCCCCUCUCCCACUCCCCAGACCCUUGACCCCACUUGAGUACACUGCACAAAUAAAAAGCUAGGGAGUUUGAAUAAAAGCAGUUUUUCUAACUUGUUGCUCAUUUGUUGUAACUCAAUAAAGCAAAGACUAAACAUUUUUAUAACCUU
Messenger RNA from Psammomys obesus (fat sand rat), 4347 nucleotides. It is a transcript of the gene Zhx2, whose product is annotated as zinc fingers and homeoboxes 2. Gene Ontology annotation, biological process: regulation of transcription by RNA polymerase II. Gene Ontology annotation, cellular component: nucleus. The record is from RefSeq and is a predicted model, not a curated record. Gene Ontology annotation, molecular function: DNA-binding transcription factor activity, RNA polymerase II-specific; DNA binding. Bases 590 to 3103 code for a protein of 837 amino acids. The transcript has 4 exons. NCBI's taxonomy places the organism in Eukaryota, Metazoa, Chordata, Mammalia, Rodentia, Muridae.